Messenger RNA from Prorocentrum cordatum, 11535 nucleotides. NCBI's taxonomy places the organism in Eukaryota, Dinophyceae, Prorocentrales, Prorocentraceae. The record is from the annotation of a GenBank genome assembly.
CCUCACGUGGGGGCUGCUCCGGGAAACGUCUUUCCCGAGCGGGCCCGAGCCCGGGCGAUGACGACGCCCCAGCGGGCGCCUCGCGCGGAGCUGGGCGACGCCGAGGCGGGCGACGCCGAGGCGGGCGCGGAGGCUGGCGCGCCGUCGACGCAGGCGGCCGCGGCCCCGACGGCGGCGGCCAGCGCCGGCGUGGAGGUGGCGGGCUUCGACGGCUCACUGCUGGAGGCCAUCGCCGACGGCGUCGUGGCGCAGCCGCCGCUGCUGGCCUUCGGCGCCUGGGUGCAGUGGCGUGCCGGCCCAGGGCGCCGGCUCCGCACGGCGCCCGCGAUCGCGGCCAGCGAGAGCGCGCUCUGGCGGAGCACGAUGGGGGCGCUGCACGGCCAGGACUGGCAGGCGCGGCUGCGCCUGCAGGCGCCCGCCGCGGCUCGCAGCCCCGCGACGCCGGCAGCUGCGCAGCCGCAGGCGGCGGACGACGUCCUGCGGCUGCUGGACUCGCCGGCUCGCGCGUCCGACGCAGGCUCCGACGCCACGGGAGCUCUGUCGGACGGCAGCUGGGGGCCGCUCACGGACGGGGAGGUCUUGGAGCGGCUGCUGAAGGACGUGGAGCCGCACGAGUCGAUGCGCGACUUCGAGCGGCGCCUGCUUCGGGCGCGGGCGGUGCUGACGCUGCGGCGGCAGGCGGUGCCGGAGGGCGCCGUGGAGUUCGGCAUGAGGAAGGCCCGCUUCCUGGUGGAGGCGCGGGCUCACUGUGAGGGCGUGGUGGCCGCGCUGGAGGCGAGGCUGCACUCGGUGCUGGACGUGGAGACGGACGACGCCGACGAGGACGUGCGGGCGCUGAUGGACCUCCUCGCGGUGGCGCGCGGCGGCGGCAGUGCUCGAGACGCGGUGGCUGGCGGAGUUUCGGCGCGGCCCCCUCAGGAUCGAGCCCCUCCCGCCGGUCCCGCAGGCGUCGGCGCGGCUCCGGCGACGCCCGCCUUUCCCUUGUUCGGCGAGGACCUGCCGCCGGGGCUCCCCCCGAGAGGCGGGCCGGCCGAGGCGGGUGCAGCGGAGCCCAGCUUGGCGGUGGCGCUGCAAGGCCUCGCGGGAGCGCUCGGGCGGCGGGCCGACAAGAAGUCGUCCACGAUCCAGGUGAAGCCGCAGUACAGUCUGCCGACGUUGGGCGACGGCGACUUCGACGUGGACUCGUUCGUGGAGGAGUUCGAGGAGAUGGUCGGCUUGGCGAACGACGGCGCGGGCAUGUCGGCGACCGAGAUGGUGCGCGUGCUGGGGACCUGCCUGAAGGGCUCGCGGCAGCGGGCUUACAAGGUCGAGCUGAAGCAGGCGCGCCGUUCGGGAAGGCUGGCGGCGGACCCCGACGAGGUGUACCAGAGCCUGAAGGAGCGGCUGAUGGAGUUCAAGGAGGGCUUGCUUGAGAAGCAGCAGCGGCUCAACGCCGAGUGGAGGACGCUCUCGCGCGGCAAGAUGAGCGCGCUGGAGUUUCAGGCGACGUUCGAGAACAUCGUGGCGGAGAUGGAGCUGGCUGGGAUGGGCAAGUCCGACCGCGACCUGCUGCUCAGCUACCUGGCGCUCAUCCCCCCCGCGCACCGUGCUGAGGUGCUCAAGGGCCGCCGAGUGUAUCAGCGCUCUGGCGCUCAGCCCGAGGUCCGCGGCGUCGAGACUUGGAGGGAGGCCCGCCGCGCGCUGCUGAAGCUGGAGGAGGCCGAGAGCUCGGCCAAGGCGCUCGUCGCGGCGGUGGGCUCGGACUUGGCGCCCAGCCCGGGCGGCGGCGGCGGCCGGCGCCGGCGCGGAGGCGGAGGCGGUGAUCAGGAGCCGCCCGAGGUCGGCGCUGUCGGCGGCUCCGGCGGCGCCAGCGCUGAGGGUUCCUUGGAGAUCUGCUACCGGAUGAGGGACAGCGGCACGUGCGCGCGCGGAGACGCCUGCAGGUUCUCACACGACAGGGCUGCUAUCGCCGAGGCGCGGAGGACCAAGAAGGACGCGGCCGGGCCGAAGGGCAAGGGCGCGGACGGCAAGAAGGGCAAGGGCUCGGACGACGGCGGCAAGGGCGGUCAGAAGUCGCAGCUCUGCCUGCAGUUCCUCCGGGGUGCGUGCAGCAAGAGCGAGAGGGACUGCAAGUUCAGCCACUCGGGUAAGGCAGCUCAGAAGGUCAUCGCGGCAGUCUACGCUGGCGCGGCCGCAGCUAAGGCGCCGCCGCCGAGCCUCGGCAGCGCGGGCUCCUCCGGCAGCGGCCAGGGAGCAGCGCCUGCGGCCGAGGAGGCUGCGCGGCCGGCUGCCUCCGGCGCGGCGCCGAAGGUGCAAGCUGCGGCGGGUGGCAAGCUCGAAUGGGUGCGACCCUGUGGCGGCGUCUUCGGUCCGAGCUACGACCUCCCGCAAGUGAACGUCAUCAGGGGCUCGCCUUCGCCCGAAGGAGCGCUGAAGGACUUGGGCCAGAUUCCCGCCAGCGCCUGGACGCAGGUGCGGGAGCCCGACGACGGUUACCACUACUUGUGCCACACGCACGUCUACGGCCUCGGCAUCAGGACGCUCCUUGAUGGCAGGGCUGUGUUCUCCUUGACGUGGGAGGCGACAAUCGUUAGCAUCAUCAACAGUGCCAUCGCGGAGGGCAAGUCUCCAGAGGACCCCGACUGGCCGAUCGCGGGCCUGAUGCACUGGGGCCGGGACUCGAAGGCUUCAUCGGUGGCGGACAAGGGCGACCUGAAGAUCCGGGGCAUGGUGGACCUGCGCCUGGCCUUCGAUGGGCUAGAUGGCACGCGAGUUGUUCGUGUGUUUCGCCUUCGCCUUCUGCGCGGGGGGUGGGACAGGCCGCUUCUCAUCAUUCUUGGAGCCCCAGCGCUCGAUACUCCCCCCCUGGGAAUCGGGCACCGGCCUACGCUGCAGGGCCACUACCUGCCGGGGCUGGGCAUCACGGUCAAGCGCGCGGAGGCCGACGCGGUGCAAGCGAAGCUGUUGACCAUCGCGGCGGUGUUCUCGGAGUGCGAUGUCGACAGGCGUCGGGGCGAGGAUCGUCGGGCUGCCAGUGCUGUAGGAUCCCUAGUGUGGACCGGCGCGGCCUGCCCGAGCUACCCCAUCUGCAUGGUCGGCGGCCAGUGCCCCGCGGAGUUCGGCGGCGGCGACACGGGCGUGAUCGUCUUCGACGACUCGGAGUCCACCAUCCCCAUCUACCUGAGCGGCGAGGAGGGCGUGCGGCUGGAGCUCGGCGAUUGCGCACUGGUGCCAGCCCGCGCUAGCAGCUCCGCAGCGGGUGCCGUCGGCGAUGUGGUGGCGAAUGGCGCGGCGGCUGUCUGGGCCGCCCCCGGCCCUUGGCUCGGCCGGGAGCAGCUCGUCCUAGUCGGCAACUGGGACCAGCCCGGCGUCAGCAUCGAGGUCGGCGACAUCGUGGGCGCAGUGAUUCAGACCGAUGGCGAGCCGGUUCCGACGGACGAGUACUACGCCGAGCGUCUGGUCUACUGGCAGCGGAAGUACCCGAAGGCGGCUACCGCCCUUCUCGAGCACCUCUUGGCGGUCGAAGGCUUGCUUGACGUGUGCAUCGCGGCCGGGUACUCCAUGGGUGCCGAGAAGUCCCUCGAUAGGCUAGCACAGCCCUCCAUCGAGGCGCUCGGCGAGAUCGUAGGCCGCGAGGGCAGCGAGGCGUGCGAACGGCACCUGGAGCUUAUCAAGAACUGGUCAGUGCUCGAGGACGUGGCUGCGCUGCGACGGUUCCUUGGCACGUUCAACUGGAUCCGCGGCCACUUCCCCAAGGAGGUGCAGAAGCCGCUGGGGAUCCUCACGCAGCAGCUCAAGAAGGACGCCGAGUGGCCGAUGACCCCCGAGAAGGUCGCAGCCCAGCGCGCCAUUCAGCAGCUAGCGUGCGAGGCCAUCCGCCUCGCGGUGAUCGACAUGGUCGGGGCGAUCUCCAAGGACCGCCCGCUCGAGCAGGUCGCGGACUUCUGCCCCUACGGAUGGGGCGGCAGCGUGUAUCAGCUGGCCGCCGACCGGCGCACGCUCAACGUGUUGGCGAUGUACGGCGGCUGCCUCAGCUUGGCGCAGAGCAAUUGGCACCCCCGCCGGGGCGAGCUGCAUGCGCAGCGUGAAACCAGGCGGGAGGCACGUAAGGACUUCGGUCGGCUGCCCGCCCUGUGCUGGACGGACCACGCGGCAGCGGUGAAGGACGCGACGGGCGAAGCCGAGACGGACUCCACCGUCGUCCGCUGGGUCGGCGAGAUCGAGAGCGACGGCAGCAGACUGAUGAAUCUCUCCGGGCGCAGCGCGGCCCUUGGUGAUGGCCCCUCCCGAGAGAACGAGGCCCACGGCAAGUUUCUGCGCGAGCAGGCUCACUCCCUGGCGAACAUCACGAUCGAGGACAUCAUCGGCGAUGACUACCGCCCAGGUGAGGGCGCCCCUUGGGGCCUGGACGAGACCCCCGACGCGGCCGCCUUGCAGUUGGUAGCCGUGGCCGGGGCAGAGCGCGAGAAGGGCGACUCCAUCGCGCUGUACCUGCCCGACUAUGGGUGCGAGAGGCGGCGGGGCGCAGAGCAGGCGCGGGCAGCUCGACAGCUGCAGCUGGCCGCGCCAGGCUUGCGGCUUCGCAUGAUCCCGCACGACCCCCCGCUGGCGGACGGUGCCGGCGGCCUGUGCUACAUCGUCGUGAUCGGGGCCGGCCACGGCGGGCUGGUGGCGGCUGCAGCGGCCCACCCCAGAGUGGUGGAGGCCGCGCUCGCGCUGCGGUACGCGAGAGAGGCGGAGGGCAUGCAGAUCGCGGAGGCGUGUGUGAACAUCAGGGCGUUCGUGGCGAUCGGGCCGCGCGCCCAUAGCCCGAGCAAGAUCGGCUUCGUGCGAGAAGCGUUCCCUGAGUUCGGAGCGGCUGCCCACGGCGACGAGCGCCCGGCCCCCCUCUAUCUGGUUGAGGGUGCCGGGGCGCACCGCCGCUUCGGGCAGGACCUCGGCGAGGCGCUGGGCGUGACGGCGUCGGCCACGCUGGGCGAGGUCCUCAUGCAGGAGGUGGUUGCUGCCCCCCCGCGGCUGCUGGAGUUCAGCGGCGGCCGCUGCGCGUGCGGGCGGAGUUCGCUGGUGCUGGCGCGGUGCGGCCAGUGCAUCAGGGCCGACCGAGAGCUCGAGGAGGAGGCGCGGCUGGCCGAGGUGCCGGAGGACGCGUUCGAGGAGCCCGAAGCGGUCGACGUGGCGGCCUCGGCGGCGCGCAUGCGCGCUGUCCGCCCGCAGCCAGCAGUAGCUGUCGGGCCCGGCCCCUGCAUCGCCGUGUCGGCGGAACUCGUGCGGGACCUCCUGGAGUUCGGUGGAGGCCGAGCGGAUUUCACGUGCAACUGUAUCAGGGUCCGCCGAGCGCCGGCUGUUGGCGUCGUGGCUUUGGAGGCCGCGCGGGGAUACUCCUACCGGCUGUCGUGUUUCGUCGUGCCGCAGGGGCCCGAGCCGGGCGUAGAGGUGGCGCUGGCGCAGCCGUGCGUGGAGUUCGAGCUGGAGCUCGUCACGGAGAUCGACUUGGAGCGACUGCAGGUGGGCUUGCCGAAGGGCGCCGAGCUGAUCCAGCUAUUCGCGUGCGCUUGGCUGCUGUGGGAGGGCGGCGCGCGCCUCCCCGCUCUGGGCGCCACUCACGUUCAUCGGCGCUGCAGGGGGUCGGCCGUCAGCAACGGUGCGAUCAUCAAGGUGUCCUCCUACUCCUCCGCCUACUCCGAGGUCUUCGCGGGCGCUUUGGGGCUGGCAUGGUAUCGAGCAAUCCGCGAUCGCUUCGGUGGGCGGGCUUCAGGAGCCUUCGUCGAGUUCGCGGACUCCGACUUCGCGCGCGGCGAGCGGGAGGCAUUCGAGGUGCCGGACGUCCUCGGGGCGAUCACCAGCAUGCAGGCUCCGGCUUCUGAGCAGGCAUGCUCCAGAGCGGAGCCGACGGGAGGCGGCGAUCACGGCCCGACGUCAUCCGUCGCCGCUGUGGCCCUCGGGCGUGUAGCACGCGCCCCAGAGCGCGGCGCUGCAGCUUUCGACGCGGAGGUGGCGGACGGGCGCAAGCUAGAGGACGCCGACAUCGCGGUCAGGGAGGCGUACGCCGCGAAGGUGCGGGGCUGCGAGCCUGAGGCGGGGAGCGAGCCGUUCGAGCUGUCCAAGUCGCUUCGUGCCCACAUCAUCGGGGACCAGUGGAAGGAUGAGGAUCUCGGGCCCAUCUGCAUGCAGCUUCGCGCCGAGUCUGGCGCCGGCGACAGCCCCGAGGCGCGGCGUCUCGGUGAGGACUUCGCGCUCGAGCAGUUCGUGACAGUGGGCCCUGGGGAGCAGCGCUGGCUGCUAGUCCUCCCUGCAUCUGGCGGACCUGGCUCGGGCAUAUCGUGGAGGCGCUUCAUCUUCCUUCAUGUUCAUGCUGGUCCGUCGGGGGGCCACAAGACAGUGGUCGCUACUCGUGAGUGCGCCCGGCGGCUGGUGGUCUGGCCGGGGCUCGCGGCGGACAUCGAGAAGUGGUGCGCCAGCUGUUGGGCCUGCCUCCGAUUCAGGAAGCAGACUACGAAGGUUCAGGCCAGCUUCAUCGUGGCACGGCACCGGCUUCCAUUUCAUCAUGUGGUCAUCGACGUGGAGGGCCGCAUCACCCCCCCCGACGUCGACGGGUUCGCGUACGUGCUGACUUACAUCUGUGUGACGACGGGGGCCCCCCUUCUCGAGCCGCUCAAGAACUUGCAGCACUGCGAGGUUCGUCGCGCCUUCUUUCGAUGCGCGACUCGGGCCAAGACCUGGCCGAUGCUGGUGAGAUCGGAUCGUGGCAAGGAGUUCUGCAACGCUCUCAUGGAAGAGCUUUGGGCGCUCCUCAACUUCGCAGGCCGUUUCGGUACUUCGUGGAGGCCCUGUGAGCAGGCGGAUGCGGAGCGGUCCCACAUCGAGUGCGCGAGGGAGAUCGGCAUCUUCCUGCACGACGUCUUUAAGUGUGCCCCCGGCCAGUGGGCCGAGCUGCUGCCGAUCGUCGAGUUCGUGCUGUGGAACUCGCCCGGCAAGUCGGCGCUGUCGCCGAGGGAUCUCUGCAUGGGCUGGUCGCUGGCGUCGCCGCUGGAGCGGGAGCUGCUGCCGCUGGAGCCCGCCGUUCGCGAGGCAGUCUCCGACGUCGCGGCGGCACAGUUCGAGCAGUUCAGGCGCUUGCGAGAGGUCUACCUUCAGCAUCGGGCUCGAGCCGGCCGGCGCAGAGCGGAGCUGGCUAAUCGCACGAGAUCGUCGAGGCGCCCCGAGGUCGGGGACAUGGUGAUGUUCAAGGACCCGAAGCUCUCCAAGGCCGUGGCCGGGCACGCUCCGGGCCGCCGCCCACUGCGCGGCCCCUUCGAGGUCCUCUCCACGAAGGGCAACGUCGCUACGUUGCGAGACCCCGAGACCCGGCAGGUGCUCAAGGACAUCCACGGCGAUUUCUUGAUCGGCGUCCCGGGCUUGGUCGACGACACGGAGCGCAUCGUGAAGCUGGAGGAGGACGACGGCCGUGGCAGGGCCUCUGCUGGACAGUUGCUGGCAGCGCGGCUGGCCCCUGGAGGCGGCGAAGUGGCCGAGGCGCAGGCGCCGCGCCUGAGAGCGCGGAUGAGAGAGGUGAAGGUCGGGCGGCUCGUGGCCUACGAGGGCGAGGAGGCGAAGCGCUGCCGGGUGGGCAAGGUGCUGAGCCUGGCCGAGGUGGUCUGGACAGCGGCGUACGACCGCCAGGAAGGUGCGGACUUCCAGCGGCAGAGGGUCGAGACGCUGGAGGCGAAGCGGGUGCUGGGCGUCGUGGGGCUCAACAAAGGCGUGCUGAACCACGCGGCGGCGAGCAGACUGGCGCGGGCCGGCUGGCGGCUGGACGAGGGUGCGGUUCGGCGCGGCGCUUUGGCGGCGGCGGCAGUGGUGCCGGCCGCGCCGCGGCUCUCCGACCUCCCUUCGAGCCGCGUGAUCGCGCUCGUCGCAGCUUGCCGUCCGCUCGAGGAGCUCGACCUGAAGAUCGGCGAGGUCCAGGCUUGGGCGCACGGCGUCCCCCUCUUCGUGGAGAUCUUCGAUGGGGUCGGGAGGCUCUCGCAGGCGGUCCAGAGCUUAGGCGCAGCCAACGCGGUGUGCAGCGUGGUGGCCGGCAUCGACCUUAAGCGCAGGACGCGCGGGCAGUACUGGGACCUCAGCAGGGCCAAGGACCGCGCCCGGCUUCGCUACCUGCUCUUCGAAGUGCUGAAGCCGGCAGGAGCCCACUGGGCGCUUCCCUGUGCGAAGUGGAGCAGCCUCGGUGGCCACCAGCCCGACGCCAACGCGCACGCGCUAGCCUCCUUCACCAUGGACGGCCUCGAGCACCUCGACGGCGCGGGCUGUUUGGCCUCCUUCGAAGGCCCUCGAGCGCACGCGCUGGUGGCGAGCGCGGAGUGGCAGCAAAGGUUCGGGUCAGCUGAGGCGCCGCGCGGGCGCUGGCGGUACGUGCUCCCCGACGGCUGCAUGUUCCACUGCAGGAGCCCGGACGAGGAGCCCUUGGCCAUGCAGAAGCCGUACGUCAUCGUGGGCAACUUCCCGCUGGACCUGCUGGACGUUCAAUGCCGCCGUGGAGCGCUGCGGCCUCUGGGACGCGGCCUCGAAGGCGUCGAGGUCGCCUCCGUGGGGCAGAGCGGCGACGCCGGGAGCUCCAUGAUCGGAGCCGCGCGAGCGCUGGAGGGGCCCCGCAUGCCCUGCGAGCCGGGGCGCGCGGCCGCGCCGGCUGCUGGGGUGACUAGGUCGGUGGACAAGCUGAGCGACGCCGAGAUGGCGGAAAGGAAGGCGCGGCGCGAGCCAGCGGCGGCGGCGGCGAGGAAGAAGUGGGCCGAGCUGGCCAAGAAGGGUGACUGGGACCAGGUGCGGAUGCCCGGUAAGUGCUUCAGGUUCGCCGAGGUGAAGGUCUCGCCGAGGCGCUCGGCGGAGUACAAGGCCAAGGUUUUGGAGGCGGUCGGGCUCGUCGGCGAGUGCGCGGGCUACAAGCACUUGGGCAGCCAGGAGCUGGAGGCGCUGAAGGAGAUGAUCAGCCUGAAGGCCGAGGCGUUCUGGGUGAAGGGCACCGCGCGCACGGUCAUGCGCGGCUUCAAGCACGACGUGGUGACGACUGGCUUGCCGGUGCGCGGGCCGCCGAUCCGCUUGAAGGGCCCGGAGGCUUCCAUCGUCCGCGAGGAGCUCGAGGCGGGCGUAGAGCAGGGGCUGUACUCCCGGGGGACUUCGCCAUGGGGCAGCUGGGCCUUCCCGACCAAGGAGCACGCGAGCGGCCGAAGGCGUCGGACCGUCGUGGACUACAGGAUGGUCAACCGCAGGAUGGUGAUGUUCGUGUACUAUAUCCGCCGGUGCCGAGAUGUCAAGGGGGAGCUGGUGGGCUGCGCCUUCAUCUCCGGCAUGGACGGCGCUCGCGGCUUCAACCUCCUGGUCAACACUGAGCACGCGAAAGAGGUCCUGGCUGUGCUGGCGGACUGCGGCUGCUACCUCCCCGAGGUGCUGCAGCUGGGGCCAGCGACGGGGCCCUUCGACUUCCAGUUCUGCACCGACGAGCUGUUCACUGGCACUGGCCGCGGACGCUACGGAUCGGUCUGGAAGAACUACAUCGACGACUUCUGGGUCAGGGCGGGGCAGUGGCUGAACGGUCGCGCCUACACCGACCGAGAGUACGAGGAGAUGCUGGCGGCGGCGCCCCCCCCCCCGGCGGCCUCGCGUCCGCUGGGCGACUCGCUAGCAGCGGCCGGGUUCGCGGGGACUCGCAAGGCCAGCCAGAGCUACGACCGCGCCAAGAGCAUGCUCGUGGGGCUGUGCGUGGCGCAGUCGGCCACGGGAGCGGCGGCUAUGGAGGGCGGCGGCGUUGCCUUGGCGAACGGCCUCCGCGUGCUGGUGGUGGCUGCCGCGGUGCGCGCGGCGUCCUUGAUGGACGAGGGGCUGCGCGCUGGCGUGCAGCUGACGCAGGACAUCUUCGAGGCGGCCGGCGACCUGGUCCAGAGCGUCUCCUGGAACCUCAGCGGGCUCGUUCACGAGGUUUGCGAGGGGGCGGUCCUGGUGGUGCGCGUCGCGGUCGUCGUGCAGUGCUGCUACGCUCUUUACUGCCUGCGCUCGUGGGUGGCUUGCCGUGCGCAGCGGGCGGCGCUUGAGCGUGCCGCCGCCGCCGGCGAGGCGGCGCAGCGCGGACUCACGUCCAGCGCGCGAGCCUGCGAGGCCGGCGACGGGCCCGCCUUCGGCAGCGAGCCGAUGGCCAGAGCGGCAGCCGCUGGCAGGAGCCCGAGCGGAGCUAUCUCAUCAGCAGAUGGCGCCGCCAGCCCUGUGGUGGCGCUGUGGCGCGAGGCGCAGUUCGAGACGCCCCUGAUCGGAGCGGCGGCACGCCCCCGAGCGGAGGUCCUCCAGAUCCAGAGGAGCGCAGCCGUGGCACUGCGGGACCUGGAGCAUUCGGACCGCCAGCGUGCCGCGCGAGCGCGCGACCUGGCUGCCUGCGGCGCGGUGGUGUCCGCGAAGCUGGUGGAGGCAGCGCGCAGCACGGCGGCGAAGGACGCGGGCGACCUGUGCGAGUUCGAGGUUGAGGUGGCAGGCAGCCGCGGCGUGCGGUAUGACGUGCGACUUCGCGCUGGACGCUUGGCUGCGGCGCUGCCCCCCGCAUCGUGCACCUGCGCGGACUUCGUCAGCGGCGGCGGCGGCCCCUGCAAGCACAUUGGGGCGGCCUGGUGCUGCGCGGUGGACGGCAACUUCAGCGAGCUGGUGGAGCUGGCGCUUGCGGCUGGCCGCAAGGAAGGAGCUGCCGGAGGCCCUCAGCGACGUGCAGCCCUGGCGCCGAGCGACUCCCUUGGCCUCGCGGGGGCCGUGCGGGAGCUCCGCGACUCGGAGGCCGAGGUUGUUCGCCUGCGCGAGGAGGUCCAGCAGCUGAAGGCGCAGCUGGGGGUGGCCUCCAGGCGCGGAGCCGUGACCGAGUUCCUCUCGGCGUCGGAGACGCUGGCGGCGUGGGCGCGGGCCUGCGGCGAGGCCGAGAGCUACGUGUACGUGGCGUGCUUCACCUUCGACCAGCCGGGCGUGGUGAACUACCUGGAGGCGGCUCGAGCUCGAGGUCUCACCGUCCGCUUGGUGUUCAGCGGCCGUGACAAGGCCUUGACCAACAACCAGGGACCGCGCCUGCAGCGGUUGCGAGCUUGUGGUUGCGAGGUGCGUGCGCACAAGGGCUCGCGGCUGCACGCGAAGGUGAUGAUGACGGAGCGCGAGAUCGUGCUGGGCAGCUGCAACUUCACGACCGCCAGCUUGAGCAACGUGGAGCGCGGAGUGUCGUUGCAGGAGCUGUCCGAGGGGGCGGUGCUCGAGCAGAAGGAGUGGUUCGAGCAGCUGUUCGAGGCGGCGGCGCUCUUCAAGGACGGGAUCGGCGAGGUGGUGCCUCCGUCGCCGGCCCGGCCUAGCGGCCGUGGCGCCGAGGGCGAUGCAGCGCUGGAGGCAGCUGGGGCGAGAGGCCUAGCCGCCGUGGCGCUGAGAAGACGAGAGCGUGGCAUUUUGCUACGCCGUCGACGCCCGGCAGCGCCGGGACUUAUGAGCGACUACUCGACGAUGCACGACGCCGAGUUCGGCGACCUUGAGGAAUUCAUCGACUUCAAUUUUGUGUGGCUGCACUUCGCG